Nematocida minor is the source of this 1182-nucleotide messenger RNA. RefSeq lists its product as uncharacterized. Lineage: Eukaryota; Fungi; Microsporidia. The coding region runs from base 1 to 1182 and encodes 393 amino acids. The record is from RefSeq and is a predicted model, not a curated record. The transcript has a single exon.
AUGGGGCAGCAGAAUGCAGAAAUUGAAAUAGUAUUUGAUGAGCAGAGCAUAGAAGAAGUAAUUAAAAGAAUUGAAAAAGAAAAAGGUUUUAGCGAAAGUAAAAAAUCUGCAGAUGGACAGAAUGCCAGCAAAAAAAACGGGCUUGAUGCCAACUAUGUAAGCUCAUUCCCUUCCAUUGUAGAUCCAAAUGUAACCCUCAAAGCCGACUUUCUGCCAAGGUACACAAAGAGUCUCUUGCUGAAAAUUGCCAAAAAGAACAUUUACAGGCUCUUGCAGCAAAAAAAAAGAGAAAAUCUUGUUGACCUUCUGAAAAACUCGCUAACAUACGACGAGGGGUAUGCAACGAUAAAAGGCCCAAUUACUGACUUUAUCAACAAACUGUAUGCAGGGGCUAAGAAUAUAGAGGACCACGGCAUAGGUGUAGACAAGUUUUUAGAAAUAUACAUAAAAAAACUGGACUUGGGCUAUGACGUCUGUUUGAUCAAAAAAUUCAUAACACUCGACGGGCUGAUGGAUGGAUUCACUGAUAUGCAUAAAUACAAACUUUCUGGCUAUAAAUACAGCAUAGACGAGCUGUACACUUUUAAGAAAGAAGGCAUGCCGCUGGUAGACUACGGGAUAUCCAUACUUGCCAACAAUACAAAGGAGCUAGAGAAUAAAGAAAAAAUACUGAAAGAUCCUUCGUCUUUUAUCAGAGAAGGAGACCUUAUCGAGCUAAACAAUGACGCUAAAAGCGCCAUUAAGAGCAAGAAUGCCUAUAUUAAGAAUGCGCUACUUAUUAAAUCAGUCAUAGAGCACCAAGAGAAAAUUCAAAGACAAAAAGAGUGUCUGCUAAAGGUGUACAAUGGCGUAAAUGAUUUCCUAGGAAGCUCUGACUUUGCAAUGUGUAAAGAAAGCUCAGCAGAUGCGCUGGAAGUAAAAAAAGAAAUAGAAAAAAAAGUAUGCUCUAUUGUUUCUGAAUUAGGAAAGAAAGAAAAAGUGCUCGAUUCACAGAUCUCGUACAUGCACCAAAAGGCGCUUGAAUACAUAGAUCUACUAGACCUAGCUGUCUUAAGACCGCUAAAGCCAAAGAUUAGCAUUUCCUCAAAACGGUUACUGCAUUUGGCUGCACUGGCCAUAGUCGCUAUAGUAGUAUGCAGUUUUACCUAUAUGAUGAUGAACAGAAAGGAGAUCAGUGUAUAG